Cooperia oncophora is the source of this 1878-nucleotide messenger RNA. Lineage: Eukaryota; Metazoa; Nematoda; Chromadorea; Rhabditida; Trichostrongylidae. The record is from the annotation of a GenBank genome assembly.
UUGAUAAAUAGAAGAAUAUAUUGGCUGUCAGGAGGGAUAUCAGAACGACGAGCAGCUGAGCGAAGAGAACAAUACAAACUUGUACGUGAACAUGUUAAACGGGAUGACAGUGGUCGUAUUGAGGCAUAUGGAUGGUCUCUACCAGCUGUACUGGACAAAUCAAAUGCGUCAGCGAUGGUUCCAGUUCCCGUCUGCUGCCGUCCACUCAUGGAAAAUCAGCCAUCUAUCAAGGUUUGGUGUGCCACUUCGGUGAUCCUUCAUGGAGGUCUCGAUAAGCAUGGAAAGUUCAUCACAGGGAAUCCUGUCUACUUCUCUCCUAGCGCCGCCAAGGUUCCUAAGGAAUCAAAUAGUGACGACCAGCUCGAAAAUGAAAUUUCGCAUGCUCGUGCUUUGGAUGCCAGGGAAAGUGAGCUGGCGGAAUGGCAAACGUCAUCCGUCAUUACGGGCAAAAGUCAUGUGGCGAUACUGGAUGCUAACAAUCCAAACAACGUCAUUGAGACCUUCCGAGCCUGUGAAAGCCAUUUACUUUGCAUUCGUGGAGUUCCAGGUGUUUCCGAAGGUGAUCCGUCUUUGGAUGAAGCCGCUGCGAAGACAUUCCUCUGUGGAGGAGGAAAAGUCAAGGAUAUACCGGAUGGCAUCGAGUUUUCCGAUUUGGGCGCUUGUGAGUGGGUAGAACUGCGGAAAAUGGAAGAUUCUGAAGAUGGAGUUCCAACAUACUGCAGUAAUGAUAUGCGGCCAAGUCCAAAGCGAACUCGAGACUUUAGCGUUAGCGACACUGAAGCAGUCACUGGAUCACUUGAAGACAGUGUGGAACCUGAACGACCGUCCGGAAGUCGGGUUGGAAGGGCUGCAUUGCCGUCGCAUGUCCGUGAUGCAAUGAACAAAUACGAUGAAAAUGUCGCUGAUAUCCCUACAGGAUGGCCAACUACACACCACUAUAAAGUUAUAAGUAUAUGGAAACAGGCGUAUAUAGUAGCCCCGUAUACUACGCGCGAAAUUAAAGAUGUCAGCUCCAGCAAAUUUUUAGGUGGCGAAUGGGCAGAUUUCGGAUACCACACUAUUCGUGUUGGUCCUGCUACUUCCUCCGUGCGAUGUCUUUGUGUCGUGGCAAGCAACAUUUGGGCAGCCUACAAAAACUGUAUCGUAGUAGUGGAUGGGGAAAACCUGCAGAUUGUUAAGGUAUUCGCUGCACACCCGCGCCGGGACAGCCAAGUGCGUGCAGUUCAAUGGGUGGGCGCAGGUGUCUGGAUAUCGAUACGACUGGACUCCACCCUGCGAAUGUAUCAUGCCCAUACAUUUGAACAUCUUCAAGAUGUCGAUAUUGAACCGUAUGUGACCAAAAUGCUCGGUACUUCACGGCUAGACUUCUCAUACAUGCGCACUACUGCUCUACUCAUAUCUAACCGACGCCUCUGGAUUGGCACUGGAACAGGAGUUGUCAUCUCAGUACCGCUGAGCGACAGCUUGGAGCAGAAGGUGGAAACGAACGACGCUAAGAAGUCUCCUGGUGGACCUGGUGGAUUAGUGCGAGUGUAUUCAAAUCAUAAAGAUCUAAAAGAUGAUACGUCUUCGGCAAGAGUUGGUGGUGGAGCCUUCAUACCGUAUUGUAAUCUAACACAAGCUCAGCUUUCUUUCCAUGGCCACAAAGACAGCGUAAAAUUCUUCCUUGCCGUACCAGGCGCUCGCCGUGAAGUGGAGGACGAUCAAGAGGCCGAGCUACGGAAAAUGCUGGUUAUUUCCGGAGGUGACGGCUACAUCGACUUCCGGAUAGUGAUAGAAAUGAGCCGCCAAUCCGUAACUAAAGGGGUUCGAGCACGGGAUAUGUCACAUCUUAUCAUUUGGGAAGUUGACGCCGAAUUGCCAGUGGUCUCCAGUUGA